GAUUGCAGUAAUCGAAACAUUUGCUCCAAAGUGUUGUGUGUAGUAAACGAAAGCAGAAAAAUAAUGUUAGAAAUGAGGACAAGUGUUUUAGGUCUGCUUAAGGUUUUGUCUAGUUUCGAAUUGAGGCUCUCUUCCUUUCUCUCUACUUCUGGCUUCAAUCCACAUACACAUACACACACACGCACACACACACACAUAUAUAUAUAUAUAUAUAUACACACACAACACACACACACACACACACAUACACACCGUUUAUCCUUACCUCACUGCUUUCAUCCAACCUCCCAUUUAUUCGGGUUUUUUUUUUUUUUUUUUUUAACCAUUAACUUAUAAUCAUUGGCUAAAAUGUAAUCAUUGGCCAAG
This is a messenger RNA of Loa loa (African eye worm), 366 nucleotides long. RefSeq lists its product as hypothetical. The record is from RefSeq and is a predicted model, not a curated record. The annotation marks the transcript as partial. The transcript has a single exon. Lineage: Eukaryota; Metazoa; Nematoda; Chromadorea; Rhabditida; Onchocercidae.